GGAAAAAAAAAAACAAUGUCUACAAACUGCAUCGACGCCGCUCAACCUUUCGACUUCGAAUCCCAUCUCAAAAACCACUCUAUUCGAUCCACGUCCCUCAAGAUUGCCAUUGUCGGCUUCGGCAACUUCGGGCAGUUUCUCUCCAAAACCUUCCUCCGCCACCACCACACUAUCCUCGCUCACUCCAGAACUAACUACGCUGACCUCGCAAACCACGUCUCCUUCUACUCCGACCCAAAUAACAUUUUCGAGCAACACCCUGUCGUCGUCCUUCUCUCUACUUCCAUUCUUUCAACCGAAACUCUCCUUCUAAAACUACCCUUUCAAAGACUGCGCCGAAACACUCUUUUCGUCGACGUUCUUUCAGUGAAAGAGUUCCCCAGGAACCUUUUCCUGAAGUAUUUACCUCUGGAUUUCGAUAUCUUAUGUACCCAUCCCAUGCUCGAACCCGAAAGUGGUAAAACGUCGUGGGCCGGGCUUCCUUUUGCUUACGACAAAGUGAGGAUCGGGGACGAGGAGAGUCGAGUGAAGAGAUGCGACAGGUUUUUGGGAAUUUUCGAGAAAGAAGGAUGUAGAAUGGUGGAGAUGAGUUGCAUGGAGCAUGAUAACUACACGGCGGGGUCUCAGUUCGUGACUCAUACAAUGGGGAGACUGUUGGAGAAGUUCGGGUUAGAGUCUUCGCCUAUUAACACCAAAGGGUACGAAACAUUGUUGAAUUUGGUGGAGAAUACUAAAGGGGAUAGCUUUGACUUGUAUUAUGGAUUGUUUAUGAAUAACCAGAAUGCUUUGGAGCAGUUGGAAAGGUUGAAUAUGGCAUUCGAGUCUAUUAAAAAGGAUUUGUUUGGGAGGCUCCAUCAGGUUUACAGGAAGCAAUUGUUUGGGGAUAACGUCGAGGUGGAGAAAAAGAUGAGGUUUCCUCAGAAGUUGUUAGGCAAUGGAAGUUUAAUUGAAUCUCUGUUGGAUAAUGUUAGACAAGAUGGAUCUUGAAGUAAAAAAAAAUGUUUAAAAACAGAGCUGUUCUGUUCCCUAUGGUACGAGUAUCUAUCGCUAUUUGUCAAGAUGUUAGCUUUGUGUUCUUUUCAAUAAUUUUAAAUAAACUUAGCCUAGUUGUUGCUGC
Hibiscus syriacus is the source of this 1117-nucleotide messenger RNA. RefSeq names its product arogenate dehydrogenase 2, chloroplastic-like. Gene Ontology annotation, biological process: L-tyrosine biosynthetic process. Lineage: Eukaryota; Viridiplantae; Streptophyta; Magnoliopsida; Malvales; Malvaceae. The record is from RefSeq and is a predicted model, not a curated record. Gene Ontology annotation, molecular function: arogenate dehydrogenase (NADP+) activity; prephenate dehydrogenase (NADP+) activity; prephenate dehydrogenase (NAD+) activity.